GGGGACAAUUAGACUAUGCAGAUCACCUUCGUCAGGAUUCAGAAAUUGUGCUGUAUUUCUUCUAUGCGCCAUGGUGCGGCCAGUCCAUUGCAGCAAGAGAAGAAAUAGAACAUGUGGCCAGCAGAUUGUCAGGCCAGGUGCUGUUUGUGGCUGUAAAUUGCUGGUGGAACCAGGGGAAAUGCAGGAAGCAGAAGCAUUUCUUUUAUUUUCCUGUGAUACACUUAUACCAUCGGAGCCUGGAGUUCUAGGAUAUUUUGAGUUCAAUGCUUCACCUCAACCGCCUGGUUAUUUAACAUUCUUCACGUCAGCAUUACAUUCAUUAAAGAAAGAUUACCUUGGAACAAUACGCUUCGGAGUGAUCACAGAUAAACGUGUUGCAGAGGAGAUCUCAUUGGUGCAUUCAGGCAGCGUGUAUUUGCACAGACAUGUCAACACAUCUCUUAUCUAUCCAAAUGAUGUCAUGAACUAUACUGCUGAGAACAUUUGCAAGUGGGCUCUAGAAAAUCGAGAGAUGCUCAUACGCUGGCUGAGACCACAUGGUGGAAAAAGCCUUCUUCUAAACAAUGAGCUGAAGAAAGGACCAGCACUUCUCAUAUUUAUACCUUACAAUCCCUUAGCAGAAAUUCAUCCUCUUUUAGAUGAAAUUACCAAAGUGGCCUUGGAAUACCACAACUGUAAUAAAAGCCAGGCAGCUGAGCCAGAUCUUCAACACUUAGGAGACACUGGUUCACCAGCUUUUGAUUCCUCUGUACCAGAUGCACAUAUGAAAUUAUCAGAAACAUUUUCAAUAACCAAGUACCCAUGCUGUAACACGGUGGUGCUUCCGCAGUGGCAUUCAAUAUCUAGAACUCACAAUGUCUGUGAGCUUUGCAUUAACCAGACGCUUGGUGUCAAACCAAAUAAAGUCCAUGUGCCAUACUGUAACUUUUUAGAGAUAGAAGCAGCUUUGGACUCUUUCUACCUCCAGGAACAUACCUUUUUUCAAGUUAUAUCAAAUACCAUAGAAUGCAGCAAUUUCUUAAGUUUCUAUAGUCCUUUUAGCUAUUACACUGCAUGUUGCAGGACGGUAAACAGACAUUUUUUAAGUUUCAUUAGUUCUGAGAAGACCAUCUUUGAGACCCCCAAAGUAGCAUUUUCUUCCCAUGGGAAGAAAGAUAACACCCAACAUUCUAUUCCUCACAUUGAGGAUAGGAAUUGUUUUAUUCCUGACCUUUGUAUUAGUGGCACUAACAUUACUGGUCUGAGCUGCAGGACCAACAAAACCUUGAAUCUCUAUCUACUAGAUUCAAAUCUUUUUUGGAUAUAUGCAGAGAGACUAGGAGCAUCAAGAUCUACUCAUCUUAAGGAAUUUGCCGCCAUUGUUGACCUGAAAGAAGAAGUGCACUAUGUCCUGGAUCAAAAUCAGUCACUUGUUGGAUCUACCCUGGAGAACUUCAUAAAAAAUUUCAGUAUUCUCUACAGUCCCUUGAAAAGGCAUCUUGUUGAUGACCCUUCAGUCCAUUUUCAUGAACAGCGUGUAAUCACUGAAGUGACUACUAAUACCUUUCAUGAUACCGUGUUUCUGAGUGAAAAGAAUGUCUUGCUGCUCUAUUAUGCACAGUGGUGUGGAUUCUGUGCUUCUCUUAAUCACAUCUUUAUUGAACUUGCUCGGCUUUUGCCUCCAGAUAAUUUCACUGUGGCAAGAAUUGAUAUCACUCGAAAUGACCUCCCAUGGGAAUUUAUGACGGACCGUCUCCCAACCAUUUUAUUUUUUCCUCAUCAGAGGAAGGAACAAAGUGUGAAGUUCCCUGAAGACUUUUCAGUUAACCUUCCUAAUCUCCUUAAAUUUAUUUUACAUCACUCAAGUCUUUCUUCAUCAGAGCCCUGUACCAAAGAAUGCCUACAUGAAGAGGCAGUUCUACAGCAAGGACACAUCUCCCACUUAGAGAGAGAAAUUCAGAAGUUAAGAUCAGAAAUCGGUGCCCUUCAUCAGGCCCAUGACCAGCUUGAAGCACAGCUUUCUGAAGCUAGGAGAGAGGAACAUAGACUACAGCAGCAAAAACACACACUGGAAAAGCAGCACAAGACUCUGCAGCUCCACAGUGAGCAGUUACAGGCCACAUAUGACCAGAAGAAUCAAGAAUUAUUAGAAAUGGCUGAAAAGCUUCAAGAAUUAGCUGAUGCAUCAGAAAACCUCCUUAAAGAGAAUACUUUACUGAGAAUCCUGGUGGCAUCGAGGGAAGGAAAGCUACGGAGCAAAGAUGAAAUUAAAGAAUCCCUUCAGUCAGAACGAACACUUUCUGAAGAUAAUGAUGUAUCAGUUUCAACAGCUACUGCCACAGUAGAGGAAAAAAGGAUUGAUAAUAUUGAUACCAUAGAGACAGAUCACAGUAGUGGAAACAGGACAGAAUGAUUGCUUACACAAAGUCAAAUGAAACAGUAUUGGGUAGGUAUUUAUGCAAAUUUUAUUGAAAUUCAUUGUAAGUAAAGACUACUUCCCCCACACAAUCUAGAAAAAGAAAAAUCAAAUGGAGUAUUUUUGUAUACUUGAACAACUUAUUAGAUACCCACAUCUAAAGAGAAGAAGAGAAUGGAAAACACUUUCUGCACUUUACUAUUGUACUAACUUGCAAACACCUAUACAUUUGAAGAGGCUGAUUUUCAGGGGCAGCAGUGUGAAGCACCUGUGACUAAGGACCAGUUAUUUUUCACUGGCUUUCUUACAGCUGCUAGAAGACAAAUUAGACCUUUGAUUUAUACUUUUCCAUAAUUUCUGAAGUUUGCCCUUUACACUGCAUUCUCUUUGCUGAAUUAAAAUAGAGAUCUUUCAUCUGUGUAAUCAGUAAACUUGAAUGGACAAAGUCAUCUUGCUACAACUAUUCUGUUCUAGAACUUCAGCACUUUGUAUCACUUUUGUAUACCAGUUAUCUGACUGUCUUGAAACCUGCAAGAGCCAUGUGUGAACUAAAGAAAGUCUUAAUGAAUUAAUCCUUUUCUCCUUGAUUUGUAAGAGGUCUAGAAUACAGCAGUUUAAGUGUAUGGGUCUGGCUAUAUGUGCAAGUCUCAUGAGACUGGUAUCUUAAAAAAAAGCACAUGCCAGGGCAAGAACAGCCCUCUAUCAGCUGUACCACAUAUUGUACUCAGGAGGCAACACCAGGAGCUUUCUGCUACUGACAGCAUUAAUUUUGCUUCAAAUUAUAGCCUUCAAUUAAAAAAAAAAAAGGCAAAUGUAGCACUAAAAAUGCAAGUCAACCUCUUACUGUAGAAGAAAGGGACAAGAGUUUUUGUCCAGGCCAGUGUUGUCUUGCAUAUAGUUAUAAUUCUCAAGCAAGCUUGCUAGGCCUAUGUUACUUAGUUAUUCUGUAUGUACAGGUACAAGAAGCAAGUCUAAUGCUUCCUCUAGAGCUGAAGAACUUAGACUUCAUUAUUUGUAACUUAUCUCAGGGAACAGAUUUACAGUAGCUUUUUUUCUCCUAAGCAAUUAAGCAUUUAAAAAUUUCAGUAAGCAAAGGAAGCUAUGUAUAAAGUCAUAGAAAACAGGUCAGUGGCCUCAAAGCAUAUGUGCCCACCCUAAGAGAUUUAGAAUAUGUAAGCUGCCAUUGGUGGCUCAGUGUUGCCCCUUCUCCUCCCCCCCAAACCUUUGGGGUCCAGAACUCACCAUUUAACACAUUCUUUUUACAGUUCCUAUGGCUGAACUAUAGCACAGGGCUGGAAAUGGAAGGGAUGUCCUUAUUUGGAAGGACUUCACCAUUGCUAGUUAAAAACCUUUAACAAACUAAUCAGCAAUCUUGCUUCCCGAUAUCAACAUUUGUUUUUGUAGGAAAGACUGAAAUUUAUCUUGUAGUAGUACAGUUAAAUCAAGAGAGUUAUCUACAAGAUACAUUAACUGAAUUCUGUAGUUGACUGGUUAUAGACUAAAAUGCCUUUUUACAACAGGCUGUUAACAUAUACCCUAACUGCUAAGUACACAAACAGGGGUUCUAGGAAAAAUUCAUAUUAAAACUGCACUUAUGCCAGUUUUAAUAAGUAAUCACUUCUGCAGUUUCAGCAUGCAGAAAAGCCUGCUCUACUGCCAUUUCAGACUCCUGGAAACCUUCUGGAUCAUCCCUGAGGGUUUAGUAUCCAUCAUUAGUUCCCAGGCUGGAAUCCAUCAAAAUGGCAGUUUCCUUGCAGUAGCUACAUAGUUGGAGAACUAAGUUCUAGCAGCCAAAAGCUUGACCUACCUAGCUGCAACUAAAGGAAAUCACUUCCUUUCUUGCAGCUCCUGUGUUUCCUCCCUCAACAUGUUACCGAAGGCUUAUACCUUCUUUUCAAAGAAAGUAUUCUGCGUCAGUCCAAUAAACUGUCAAGAGUACGAGUUCUGACUUUAUGGCUGUGCACUCAAGUUAGUAGCAGAAGCAAGCUUUAACUGCAGAUUUGGUUUUGAAGGUCUGGAAUCCCAUCUAUAGUUGUGAUUCAGGAGUCCCCUUGUGUGUUAUUUACAGUUGCAUCAUAUUAUUCCCAUGUGCUGUGGAACACAAAGCAAAAAGCUUCUGGCAGCCUAUUUACAGUUCACAGUUGUAAAGUAGUUCACAUUACAGUAGUAGCUCCAACAAAAUAGGCUCAGCUAAACAUUCAAGUAACAAAAAACACUAGUAGUCUCUUCACACCAAUAUAUUCCUGUGUCCAUUGCCGGCAAUGGAC
Molecule: messenger RNA, 4662 nt
Organism: Aptenodytes forsteri (emperor penguin)
Lineage: Eukaryota; Metazoa; Chordata; Aves; Sphenisciformes; Spheniscidae
Gene: TXNDC11
Product: thioredoxin domain containing 11
Exons: 10
Coding region: 71-2392 (773 amino acids)
Source: RefSeq, a predicted model, not a curated record